AUGGUCCACAAUGGCUACCCUGAUCUUACCACUGAUUUCGGCACCACACCACCUACACAUCUCUUCACGGCCGAUGAUCAACGUCAACCCGACGUAUAUGAUUAUUAUAAGCCUACCCUCAAUAUCAUCACGCCUAGAACAGACACUCUCACCAAGACCGGCCCCAACUGGCCGACCACUCUAACCACUUCGGAUCUCAUCGUGAUCGAUCGCCGCGAAGUCGACGCCACCAACGCUGUUGAAAUCCGUGAUAACAUUGGCCCUGUCACAUGUGAAGACUUCACCAUCUUCAGUUCACCCACUCUCGGGUUUGCUGGUCGUUACUGCCGUGACCUCGUCACUUUCCGUCGCGUGACUUUACGGCCAGGUCCAAAGCCCGUCGGUGCGACCCAGCCGCGUCUCUUUUCCACCAGUGCCGAUGCUAUCAACUUUGUCCAAUGUCGUCAGGGACCUCUCAUCGAAAACUGUGAAAUUUCCCACCAGGAUGACGAUUCUCUUAAUGUUCACGGCUACUUCUUCCGGAUCACCAGUGUUCUCUCAACUACAAGCUUUCAGUUCACGUACCCUGGUUCCGCUUCCGCCUUUCUCAACCCUAUGCAAGCUGGUGACACUAUACGCUUACAUGCUGCAGGGAACUUUAACGUGAUUGGUACUGCCGUGUUUGCCUCUGCUAGUGUUGUUGGCACAAUUGGUGGAGUUACCACUUAUCAGGUCAACCUUUCUGCCACGCCCACCACACCUCUCGCUAUAAACCUGUGGUUUGACAUCCCGCAGCUCAACUGUCCGGGAUUCAUCGUUCGUGACAGCUACUUUCAUGACCACCGUGCACGCGGUCUGCGUAUCAUGGCCAACAAUGGCCUCGUCGAGCGCAAUCGCUUCGAGAAUCUUACCAAAUGCGCUAUCUCCAUCGGCCCCGAGCUCGGCCAGUGGCGUGAAGCAGGUUGGGUCGAUAAUAUUAUUGUGCGCGACAAUAUUCUCGUUAAUAUCGGCGUUGAUACGCAUGAUGAUGGGAAUGAAAUUCGGUACUAUCGAAGUCCCAAUAAAAGUCAAAUACUCGAUCGAAACCGGAAAGCAUGUGACAAUCAAAGAUAG
This is a messenger RNA of Rotaria socialis, 1092 nucleotides long. The record is from the annotation of a GenBank genome assembly. NCBI's taxonomy places the organism in Eukaryota, Metazoa, Rotifera, Eurotatoria, Philodinida, Philodinidae.